AUGUCUAUAUCUAUUCCUUUGAGGAGCCGCAAACGCCCGACUUGGCCUGGGUUCACGUCGGUACAUAUCGGCCUUACGUUCAUCCUUUUCGAUGUCGGUGUAUCCACCGUCUUUCGUCUCGGCAUUGGCACUUCGCUUCUGGUUGCAGCGUUGCGGUGCAUUGGACAGCUUGCAAUAGUCGCGACGUUAUUACAGCAGGUUUUUGAGAAUCAGAAUCCAUGGAAUGUGGCGCUUAUCUCUUUUGUGCUGAACUUCCUGGGUACAUUUGAAACGGUUAUCAACAAAUCUCCGCUACGUUUUCAUUACAUGUUUCCUUCUGUACUCGUAGGUAUGCUUGGAUCGACGAUUCCGAUCUCGAUCCUCGGCGCCAAAUAUGCUAUGUCGGUCGAACCCUUCUGGUCACCUAUCCAAUACAUUCCCAUCGUUGGCAUGCUUUGUGGGGCUACUAUAUCGGGCAUCGUUGUAGCUGUCAGCUAUAUCCUCAAAGAGCUUCAGGUGAAUAAGGACAAGGUCGAGAUCUGCCUCGCAUUUGGCGCAUCGCGGAUGGAAGCGUGCCGUCCUCUCGCCGUACAGGCUCUACGGCUUGCCCUAAUGCCGCCGAUAAACAGUAUGAGUGUUCUUGGGAUCAUCGCGAUCCCGGGCAUGAUGACAGGUGCGAUCCUUGGAGGUUCGUCCGUCCAGCAGGCGGCACGCCUGCAAAUGAUCAUCAUGUUCAUGAUCACGGCGAGUACGACACUAGCGUCGGUGUUCACCACCUUCGCGGCUUUUGCGGUCACCGUCGACCAUCAUCACCGCAUCCGAACCGAUAGAAUCGAACAACGCGACCGUGGUUGGCUUAGAGUCACCCAGUCGAGCUGGAAGAAGUCUCACCAGUCGGUGAGGCGUUAUCUCCUCAGCUGGAGAUGGAAGGAUGGUGCCCGAAACAACGGACGAGACGCACUAAUCAAUGAGACGACUCGCCUUCUGGGAUAG
This is a messenger RNA of Cyclocybe aegerita, 972 nucleotides long. NCBI's taxonomy places the organism in Eukaryota, Fungi, Basidiomycota, Agaricomycetes, Agaricales, Hemipholiotaceae. The record is from the annotation of a GenBank genome assembly.